Cydia amplana is the source of this 1646-nucleotide messenger RNA. RefSeq names its product innexin inx1 (gene ogre). Lineage: Eukaryota; Metazoa; Arthropoda; Insecta; Lepidoptera; Tortricidae. Bases 351 to 1436 code for a protein of 361 amino acids. The transcript has 9 exons. Gene Ontology annotation, cellular component: gap junction; plasma membrane. The record is from RefSeq and is a predicted model, not a curated record. Gene Ontology annotation, molecular function: gap junction channel activity.
CACUGGUUGGCUAGUAAAACAAAAUUGUGCAAGCGAGCUAGAGUACUUGAGAGUGGCGGUCGUAUGACUACGUCGAGUGACGAAAUGAACUAAUUUCCGUAUACACGACUAAAAUUGACAAAAAUAGCGAGUUUAUUGUUUGACAAAACGUGAAAGCCUAUUGUUUACAUCGCGUCCUGUGAACUUUAUUGUGAUUUUUAUUGAUAACAUCGAAGCUGGCAUUGCAUGUCCUGGAAAAAGCGCAAUUCGCGGAAAUAUUUCAUAAAGAAAAACAUACAUGAUAAGGAGGGACGUCUCUAAAUCGAUCUCUCACCACUCAACAUUCCUCCAUGACGCUGUGAUCCACCAAGAUGUUCAAGCUAUUAGGGAACCUUAGUGUAUACUUCAAAUACCAGGACAUCAGAACCGACAAUGCCUUGUUCCGCCUCCACAACACCUUCACGACAGUGCUGCUCCUCACGUUCUCGAUCAUAAUAACGGCCAGCCAGUUCGUGGGGCAGCCCAUACAAUGUAUAGUGAGCGGGAUACCUGCCCAUGUCGUCAACACGUUCUGCUGGAUAACUUCCACGUUCGCGAUGCCCGAUGCCUUCGCUAGAGAGGUCGGCAAAGAAGUGGCACACCCAGGCGUAAGGAACCCGUACGAUGGCACGACCGAGAAGAAAUAUUACACGUACUACCAGUGGGUGUGCUUCGUGCUCUUCUUUCAGGCCAUAAUGUGCUACACCCCCAAGUUCCUGUGGGACUUCUUUGAAGGCGGGCUGAUGAGGACCAUCGUGAUGGGGCUAAACGUCGGCGUCUGCAAAAGCAAGGAGAAGGAGAAGAAGAAGGAACUGCUCAUCGGGUAUCUGCUGCGGUAUCAGAGGGAGCACAAGAUGUACGCCCUCCGCUACUUCGGCUGCGAGCUGCUCUGCCUCAUCAACAUCCUGGUGCAGAUGUGGCUGAUGGACAGCUUCCUGGGGGGAGAGUUCUACAACUACGGCACCAAGGUUCUGGGCUACAGCGACGUGCCGCAAGAGUUGAGAUUCGACCCAAUGAUCUACAUAUUCCCGCGCGUCACAAAAUGCACUUUCCACAAAUAUGGUGCGUCGGGCAGCAUACAAACGCACGACAGCCUGUGCGUUCUGCCUCUGAACAUGGUGAACGAAAAGACUUACGUGUUCCUGUGGUUCUGGUACGUCGCGCUCGCGACCCUGCUGUCCAUGCUGCUUGUGUACAGACUGAUAAUACUGUUCGUACCAUCCAUCCGGCCGCGACUCUUGCACGCUCGCUCUCGCUCGAUAGCAAUGGAAACAGCGGCCUCAGUCAGUAGACGCUGCGACGUCGGGGAUUGGUGGCUGCUCUAUAUGCUGGCGAGGAACAUGGACCCGAUCAUAUACAGGGAAUUCAUAGCGGAGUUCUCAAAACGGCUCGAUGAGAAGCCCUCCUCGCGUGCGUGACAACCAGCCACCCCCUCCGUCUCCUUCGUCGGCGUGUGACGCGCCCGUGCGCGCUCCGAGUCGAGGGUACACCUUGUAUAACUUAGAGGUACAUCCUAAAUAAAAAGGUUCACCCUCUAUUACAUGUUUGAAGUUCAAUACACCUUGUAUAAUUGCAAGGUACGAAGUAUAGAGAUUUUUCAAAGUCCAAAGUACACCUUUAAAAUCUAG